Exaiptasia diaphana is the source of this 1672-nucleotide messenger RNA. Its product is annotated as zinc finger protein AEBP2-like. Gene Ontology annotation, cellular component: ESC/E(Z) complex. The transcript is spliced from 4 exons. The record is from RefSeq and is a predicted model, not a curated record. Gene Ontology annotation, biological process: regulation of transcription by RNA polymerase II. The coding region runs from base 1 to 933 and encodes 310 amino acids. NCBI's taxonomy places the organism in Eukaryota, Metazoa, Cnidaria, Anthozoa, Actiniaria, Aiptasiidae.
AUGGCGGACAACAAACAAGAACAUUCUUUAGAAGAAAAAACAUCUGAUUCCGAACAAUCGACAAGCGCUACAAACGAAAAAGACAACAAAUCUCAACAAGAAUUUAAUACARAAGAACCYGAGUUAAGCAAUGAYAUAMAACAAGAAGCAAAAGCGGAUAAUAAUGACAUCGAAAGUUGYCAUCUUUCWGAUCAWUUACAAACUCAGACUCAAAAUUUGUGUGGUUCGAGCGAGGAAACCUCACCAGUCAAGACAGGCUUUUUAAGAUCUUUCAUGGAGAAGAAGCAUUUGGUAAGCCAAAGCUCGGAGGGAUCGGAAAACAGUCAAGACAAAGCCGAAUCACCCAGUGAACCACAAGGAAAAGCUAUAGAUGAAGAUAUAACAAGCUUAUGCAAGUGGCAAGAUUGCAACGUAAUAAUCACAUCAAGAUCAGAACUAUCACAGCAUGUGCAUCAAGCUCACGUUGAACCCAUGACAAUUCAAGAUGUUUACGUCUGCCUUUGGCAGGGUUGUAAAGUAUUCAACAAACCAAGCUGUUCACAUUCAUGGCUUGCWAAACAUAUGAACAGUCACACUGGCGAUAAACCAUUUAAAUGCAUGAUUGAYGGCUGUACAAUGUCAUUUGCAUCUUGUGAGGGACUCUCUAGACAUGUUGCAGGGCAUUUUAAUGAACCAAAACCUGUUAAGAGGCAAAGAGGAGAAAAUAAAGAUUCUCCCAAGAAGAUUGUUAGGAAACGAAAAGUGAAAAUUAUCAGRAGAAGACGUCCCAGUGAAGUUAAAGAGGACUUUGUUAAUCCAAAGGCAGUUGAAUCCAUCAAACAACAGCUACCUCAGAUGAUCGUUCAUAUAUCAUCGUUACCAAACCAUGUUCUAGCAGAAUUAGACCCUGCUUUCUAUAGAAGAAUGUCACAUCGGAAAAACCGCAGAAAAUAAUAAUCACUGCUACAAGUAUUUAUUAGAAUUAAACAAAUAGGAAUAAAUAGCAAAACACCAUUUUCAGAAACUCAGUGGUUGUUGAGUGGGGCCAAGGGAGUCUCUUUCUUUUUGCUUGCUCAAAUCUCCCCAAGCCAAACUCAACAGCUGUUGGCUCCAAAAGUGCCGUUUGUUUUUAGUAAUCAGGGACUGUCUCUUCGAAUGGUUAAUAGCGCUCUCUACUGGAUAAAGCCUUCUUAUCCAGCAAAUGAAACUGAUGCAAAAUCCAUGAUGUAAUAUUCAGUGACUAAUUUAUGAAGUGACUUCAACUGUAUCCACUCUUUGUACAACCUGGUAACAGCUGUUUAAUUUGCACUGUUCCCUGUUGAUUCGAGAAGGGAUGAUUGUGAAUGACUUUGUAACAACUGGACACAACUGAAWUGAUGGGAAAUAUACCUUUUCAGUCUUUAACAGUUCUACCUGUCAUUGCAACUUUUUUCAGUGUGAAUGACCAUCUUGAAAUUGUUCAUUUGAGUCCAGACAUCGGAAGCAUGCGCGAGGCUUUGUCAACUAGAUUCAAAUGCACAUGUACUUGUUUUAGAAGCUUUUUCGGGCAUUUACUUUAAAGAGCGUUYUAGAAAGUGUUCGGAUAGUGUUGGGCACAGUUGACCCUACCCUAAACUCCGUUACGGACGUCUCGUGUACAGUGUGCGACGGACUAAAGACAAAAAUGCUUUUGGACAAAGCAUAAGUAAAUAAA